UUCACUGAACAGCCACACGACGAUCACGAACGACACACUAUAUAUAACAGCGAUGCGAAAAGUUUAACUCGACCCAUACUGCAUGAGGCGGAGCAUGUUUCUGGCCCGAAUAUGCCUGGAACGGUUGACACUAACGAUGCAUGCAUGGGAACACAUAGAUCUUUUUUAAAACCGAAAGAGAGAGAAGUCUCCUCGCCGCUCCCAAACGUGAGUCCCGUUCUUCCCGGUGACGUCAUCAUCCCUCCUCCGCCUUUGUUCGAUACGAAUGUAAGUGAUAGUAUCAUACUUAGCGAAAACGAGUUUGAGUCGAGUCUACCGCCCAUCACCGUCGUCCCCGACAGCAUAGUUCUGCCGGAGACGCACGUGGCCGAAACAACCAUGCAGUCUACCGACUCGACUAAUUCACCAGAAUCUGAAAUUCCUCCCCCCGUCAAUUACAACGCUCACCCUGUAUUGGCAUCUCAACCCAUUUUAAUAAACCCUCCGUCCCGAGUAGACAUAAUUUCUGAAGUGCCUUCACAACAAGUCUUCCGAACGCCAAAGUUUUCCUCCGUUAGCAGUGAUGAGUACUAUAAAGAAUUACAUGUAAGUCCUGGUAAGGAACCCGACCCACCCGAAUUGCUACAUGUGCAAUAUAAAACGCUGCCUACAGUUUCUCACAUACCAAAUUCACCAUGCAAUUUGCAUCCUGACGAAACUUAUUCAGAUGACGUACCUACCCAUAUACCGACACAUUAUUCGCUCAGAGAUAUGCGGGCUAGAAGUCUCUCACCAAAAAUGGUACAUUCGUCAACCUACCCACCUAUUAAUCCGUACCCAUCUUUGACGACGGUGGCGGGCACAUACAAUCCCUAUACUUGCACUCAUCAAAUGUGCUUUUCCAACCCAAAUAGGCUCUCUAGCCACGAGCCACAAGUCUCGCCGUCAUUUGUUAGUAAUUUAGGAAACGACAUAAAUGCUAACGUUACUCAACCAGUUCCCAUCAUUUUAAACGAAGUGCCUAAAAGUGUUCAGUCGGAGAGAAGAGUCCGUUUCGGCGAAGUGACGACUGCUCCUGAGCCCGACACGUUGUCGAACAGUUCGGAAAACUUGAGGGCAGGGAGCUCCUCGCCCGGCCCUGACCCGAAACCCGCAUGGAGCAGCAAAAUCAAAGCCUUCGCCAUCGGCGAGGUAAUCACCACUGUUCGCCAUUUUAUCCAUCUCACGGCUUCUUUUGAUUGUGUUCGUCGACAACCCAAAUCUCCCACCCACUUGAUCAAACAUUGUCAUCUACACUCAUCCCCACGUACCUACCCGAUUUAUGUUACUUACUCGACCGAUGCUGUUUAACUCGUAUUAACUUAACUUAUUUUGCAUGUUAUAUUUUAUUUACCUUUCAUCAAGUUAUAAUUAUAUAAUUUAUUAACAUGUUUGCCUUGGUUUUAACAACAGUUUACUGACUGCAUGGGUGUGAACAGCCUGGAAAAGGGAUAUGCAAAUUAUGCAAUGGCUUGUACAUAUCAUGAGCUUAUUAUACUCACUAACUGCAUUCACUUUUGCCGACAAUAUGAUACGCUGCCAUG
This is a messenger RNA of Cydia splendana, 1562 nucleotides long. RefSeq lists its product as uncharacterized. Lineage: Eukaryota; Metazoa; Arthropoda; Insecta; Lepidoptera; Tortricidae. Bases 112 to 1329 code for a protein of 405 amino acids. The record is from RefSeq and is a predicted model, not a curated record. The transcript has a single exon.